Messenger RNA from Lentinula edodes (shiitake mushroom), 606 nucleotides. RefSeq lists its product as uncharacterized. Bases 184 to 531 code for a protein of 115 amino acids. The record is from RefSeq and is a predicted model, not a curated record. NCBI's taxonomy places the organism in Eukaryota, Fungi, Basidiomycota, Agaricomycetes, Agaricales, Omphalotaceae. The transcript is spliced from 2 exons.
AAGAUUAUAAGUUACAGCCUCGUCCCUUCGGGAGCUCAAUUGAUGUCACCAUUGUGUAAAACGAACACGCCUUCCGGGUCCCCUAGGUAUAAAAGAGAUGUUGAACUGAGUUUUGGGACCCCCGUUCGAGGACUCCCUUCACUUACCAAGACAAACUCUAACAAUCCAAAUUGAACUACGCUCAUGGUCUUUCUCAACACCAAACUAACCACUGGCAUAUCCUUCAUUGUUGUCUACCUGACGGCAAUAGCUACACCUGUGGUACAAGGUCUCCCAGCCACAGAAGCUCAGACUGACCAUCUAGUUUGUGCGUAUGACGAGGUCAAUCAUUGCUGUGAUACAUAUGCUGAUUUUUUCAGGUGGACUGGACGUUGUAAGGGACUAUAUGAUUUGAAUUAUUCUGACCUCUUUGAAUCUGUAUUUCAUCUCUCCAUCGUCUGCAGGCACCUUACUGUACGUCCUUUGAGUUUCCUGGAUACCAACCUCUCGCUCGUGGCUGAUCUCGUUGAAAUUAUCAAUGCCUAUCAAUAGGCCCUUCAGGAUAUGUCUGCUGUGGACCAUACUUUGAGCCAAUUAAUGGAGGCAACGGGACUGCUUAUGGAAGGU